CAGCAAAGCGGGUGACUCGUGCCGAGAGGCUGGGAGCUGCGGAGCUGUGCAGCCGGGCUCAUUUCUGUACCCCCCCCCCCCCCGAGGUGGGCUGUUACCCGGCGAGGGGACCGCGUGUGCGACGUGGGCGAACCCAGUCGAACAGUUUGGUUCUCACAGAGGAAGUACAAGAACACCCCUCUGCUCCGGACAACUCGUUCCACGUGUUCUUCAGCCUGUCCCACGCCUGAGUGGUGAUCCUGCCGUGUCCUCGGUCUGCAAAGCCGUUUGUAGAGACAUGUUCAACGGAAGCCGGAAAUACAGCCCCUUGCCUUCCUCGCCGUCUUCCUCACGGGCAUCCUCCUCCUCCUCCUCCUCCUCGCUGCCGGCGGCUCCGCGGAGAUCCCCACGGGCCCUGCAACGCCACAGCUCGCUGCUCUCCCAGUACAGCAGCUUGCUGGAGAGCUACACGGAGGGGGAGAUCCGGCAGCUGAUCUCGGCGCUGGUGGAGCGCUACAGCCAGGCCAUGAACUCGGGCGGCCACGAGCUGCCGCUUUUCCCCCGGGCGGGCAGCCGCAGGAAGCGUGCCCGCGCUCGCCACAAACCCUGCGCCCUGAAGGAGCUGGAGGUGAGCGUCAGCGAGCUGGGCUUGGGCUACGAGUCGGACGAGACGGUGCUUUUCCGCUACUGCAGCGGCACCUGCGAGGCGGCCGUCCGGAGCUACGACCUCUCGCUGAAAAGCAUGAGGAGCAGGAGGAGGAUCAAGAAGGAGAAGGUCCGGGCUCGGCCCUGCUGCCGGCCUCUGGCCUACGACGACGACGUCUCCUUCCUGGACGCCUACAACCGCUACUACACCGUCAACGAGCUCUCGGCCAAGGAGUGCGGCUGCGUGUGAAGGGCCGGGCGCCCCCCCCGGGAGGAGCGGGCAGAAGAGGCGAUGCCCCGGCCCCAAAACCCCGCUGGCCGCCAGGCAGAGGGACCGGGGGCUGCGGCGGGGGGAGAGGGACGGGCCCCGGACCUCUGGCUGGAGGAGGAGAGACUGAGCUGCUGGUGCGUCCCUCGGCGUUACCGUCCCGCUCGCACGGGACUAGAGACGUGGCUGUCGGUGCCGGCAGAGGCUGCGGUUCGUGGAGCGGUGACGGCUGCUUGCGGCUGUUGUCCCCGCCGAGGGUGGCCCAGGGGUCCCUGUCAGCCUCCCCGGAGGGUGACGGUGGGUGUGCAACAUGCACAGGGCGUGUUCUACACCCGGGGCGCGUGGCGCGCACGGGGUGCGUUACGUGUCACACGUACGGGUCGCGUUACCGGCAGAGGGGUGUUGCAAAGCGGGUGUCCCCUGCGCAGGGUGUGCCACACGCAGCAGAGCUGACGGGUCUGGGGUGCAGGCGUUGCGUGUUGGGGGGCGGGGGGGAGCGUUGCACACACCGGUGCGUUGCACAGGCGGUGUGUUGGUGCACAAGGGGUGUUGUGCAGGUGUUGCUGCAUAUGGCGUGGUGCCGGCGGUGUGUGUUACCAGACAGGGUGUGCUGCGUGCCGGCGGUGUGCGUUACGGGGUGCGUUACAGGUGCGGGGUGCGUUAGAUGGCUGCGGGUGCCCUGUGCUGCCCCAGGAUGGGGGCUGAGCCCUGCGGUCCGUAGCUGUGGGGGUUUCCCAGGGUUUCGUGACCACCGUGCUGGUGUCUCUGCGCUGCCGGGGGCAAUCCAGCACCCCAAAUCCCCGUGUUUGGGAGCAGAGAUGCACCGGCAGCGGUUUGUGCUCGGGGGACAGGCUCUGGCUCCGCUCCCCUUGCCCGCUCGUGCCCCUUUCACCAUCGUCUCGCUCCCCGCAGCCCCAGGCUUUUCUUCUUAAAACUCGGGAUAAGCUGAAGUAACUGGAUUAACGUCCUGUCCCCCACCGCGGGCAGCUGGGCUGGAGACCUGCCACCGCCACGGAGGUGACAGAGCCUCACGAGGCCACCAGCGACGCCCCGGCACUCGCCGCCCUCCGCCGGGUUUGCAGCACGGGCAGGAGCAUCCGCGGUUUGGCAUCUCCCGAAAGCCGGACCGUCUCUCCUGGCCACGGCACGCGAGUACUGGCCAUCGCCUCUGCGGGGCUUGAAUCGUGCGGGAGAGGGGGCUCAGGCCUGGGGUUUGGCUCCGGUUUGCAUUUACAGCAGUGUCACUGUUGUUUACUCUGCAGAGAAAUAAAUGAGACCGCAGACUUUUGCAUUCUCUGGGCAGGCUAUAUUUGUUGCCUGGGAUUGAUGGGUUUUCUCCCCUUGGCCCUCUUCCCAGAAAAAGCAAAUCAUAAACAGAAGGAGAAUAUUGGUGUCAUGUCCUGGGCAUUAACCAACGUGAGGGAAAAUGCUCCGCUUGCCGCCCCCCGAUCGCGACGGCGUCCCAGCAACUCGGUUCAGCUAAACGGGGGGGGGGGAAAUCCCGUGCACCUCCGUUGCAGCGCGGUAGGAAUGAGGAGGAGUGCUUGUAUAGGCGGCCACAGGGAUGCUGCUGCAGGAUUUUGGGGAGCAGGUUGGCAUCCCCCCAGGAUGGGACAGCCCCAUCCCACCACGGGCUGGGAGUCAGCUCUUCCCCCUGCAUCUCCCGCGGGCGAGCAGCAGCAUUCCCGAUCUCUGCAAAGGGCCAGGCUGGGGUUGGUGGGGUUUUUUUGGUUUUUUUUUUUUUCUUUUUUUCCUUUUCAUCCAAACGCCGCUCUUGGCUGAGCGGAGCCAGGAUGUAGUGAAGCAAUAUAAACACCAUCCUUCAGCAGGGCUGGCCGCGCAGCCGGCGUCCCCGGGAAAGCAGCCUGCACUCUGUAACGCAGAGUUUUCCCCUCGCUGUUGGGAAAGGGAGAAGGCAGCCACGGGUGCAGGGUGCGAAACCCACCCGUGGGGCAUCGCACACGCUGGUGAACCCGCACGGGCUGGCGGACCUGCUGGGACCAGGCAAGCUCAAAGCACCUUGCAGGUGCGCGGAGCUCCCAAAACAGGCUUGCAAGGUGCUGCAGAACCUCGAGGGAGAGUUUGCGCCACUGGGUUUGGAUGGAAAUUCAAAAAGAUGGCCCAAAAUAAGCAGCCGGGGGAUGCGCAGCGGGAGCAGGAUGGGGAGAGCAGAUGGGCAGCCGUCAGCGUGAUCCGUGCCAUGCUCACGGCAGAUAAGCAGCUCGCUCUUUACUUUAAAAAAAAAAACAAAACAAAACACCAAAACCGCACCCAAAGCUAAUAAUAAUAACUGCACUCUCAAGGGCUUGGGUGCUUUCCAGUUCCCACUACUAUAAAACUAAAAUUAGUUUUGUUGCAGAAGCCUCCAGUAAAAAAAAAAAAACAAACCAAAAAAAAAAACCCCAAACAGAACUGGAGCAAUAAAGCAAGGUAAGGUGUUGCAGAAGCAGUGCAGGACCAGGCACCGUGGGAGGAGGGUUUGGAGCCGAGUUUCCCGGAGUUGCCUCCGCUUGUGUUACCCUGAGCCCAAGGAGGUGGCUGGGCGAUGGCGGGGCUCUUGCGUUUCCCCAAGUGGCUGUUUGCACCCUGGUUUGGGAAAGUUUUUUUGCAGUACCUAGGGAUUUAAGAUGCCUUGAUUUGCAGGCACCCCACGGGCUGACGGCUCCCUCCUCUCGCCAGCAGCCAGGGACGUGUGGGGGCGCGGGAGCAGGCGGAGGGCGCUCGGCCACCCCGGACCUCAUCCAGCUGCAAAACACCCCCAGGUGCACCCAUGUGCAGCGCAAAUCCAGUUUGCAACCCCAAAAAAACCCCCAGGCCCACUGGGGAAUAAAACCCCCGAUGCAAGGCGUGUGUUACAAAUCAACCUGAAUAGCUCCAAUUAAUUUUUUUUCCCUCUUUUUUUUUUUUCUUUUCCUUUCACCCUGCCGGCAGCUGAGCACCGGCCUGUGCAGAGGUGUAGGGGAAGGGCCUGACAUCUGCCGCUGCGGCGCGGCGGCCGAGCAUGCUGCGCCUGCUUUUUUUUUUUUUUUGCUUUUUUUUGCCUUUUUUUUUUUUUUUUUUGGGUGCAGCGGGGUUGCUUGCAGCUGGGAUUUGCAGCCGCAAAACUCCCCGACCGGAUAUCGGGGUUAGCUGGGGCGUCACGGCCGCGGCCGAAGGAUGGCUUUUCCUUGCGUGUCUUCUUCCCUGGGUCUCGCUUGGCGCCCGUCUUCUACGUGAUGCUCCUCCGGCUCCGCCGCGGGAGCGUUGCUCGACCCGUGCCGUCCUGCGUCGCUUCGCUGCUGCCUGGGCAUGGAAAUGUGGUUCCAAUAGAAAGGCUGAUGGUUCCCUAAUGCCUUCCGUUUCUACAGCCCUCUCUGCUGUAACAGGAGCCGGAGCUGUCCGGAAGAAUGUCUACAAUGCAGAAAGGGCAAAAAAACAAAAAAAACAAAAAAAAAAAGGAUGGAAAAUUCCCUACUCAAAGCUACAGCAAAAUCUCAUCUGGCUCCUUCCUCAUCAUCCCGUGCAUUAUUUAUUGGUAAUAAUGAUAAACAGCGUGCAACAUCUAUCCGGGGGCGGUGGUUUGAGGUUGGGGUUUUUGCAGCUUGCCUGUCUGUCGCUGCAGCUUUGCUGUCCGCAGCGGCACCUCUCCCCAGGACAGGAGGGUCUCUCACAGCGGUUGAAAAAUCGGGAGGUUUUGGAAACGCGAGUUGCUGUUUAAAACUAUUCUGGCGGUUGUGACAGCGCAAAAUAUGAGUGUUAUGUUAUCCCGGCUCUCCGACAAUGAGUUAUGGGAUGUUUCAUUGUGCUUUACUAUACACAUCUCUAUACGUACGCGCCUGUGUUUGUGUAACGCUGGCCGGCGCAGGAGGCGGCCGAAGCGCCGCGGCUCCGGCUCUGGCUCGGAUCCACCCGUCACUCCCCUCGGUCGGGAUCCCAUUUGCUGACAUGGUCUCACUCCCGAUUUGGUAUCUGCGAGGGGGGAAAAUGGGUCUAACAUCAUUGUUUCCACUCGAUGAAAGCACUGGCAAAGGGAGCGUUCCUUAUUUAAACAGGUCCAGAAACUUGCUGGGAAGGAAUCACUUUCCCAAUUUAUCAAGACAAAUUAUUUUUCGGCGGUAUUCAAAACCUCAGCCUUCUUCCCUUCGUAAAUAGGGCUACCACAUGUUUUCGUUCUUGGUUAAACAAGGCCUAGCCUCAAACUUGAGGCCCAAGAGGAGGGGAGGGGGGGGGAGGAAAAAAAUAAAGGAAAAAAAGGAGAAAAAAAAAAAAAAAGGAGACGUUUCACCGCCGUCAGCGGGAGCAGGGUGGGAGCGCACGGUCCAGCCCACGGCUCCGCUCGGCACCGUCCGGAUAAACCCGUUCCGGUAUUGUCGGGUCUGACCGACCUCUGCAGAAGUUGAUGCAAUGCAUCUAUAUUUUAGAUACUCUCUAUUUAUUCGAAGUAACUUAUGUUAUUUAUUUAGAUACCAUAGUGUGCCAUCUACGUAAUGCGUUCUUUCUCUCUCUCUUUUUUUUUUUUUUUAAUUUUAUUUAUUGAUCCAAAUGGUGCCAAGUGCAGUUUACAUUUAUUACAUUUUUACCAUUUAUUCUGAACGUUGGGGGAAAAAAAUGCAGUAUGAUAUUAUUUUUUUUUAAACAAAUGUAAACUCGGGUGUGAUGCUGUUACAUACUCACGACAAAGUGAAAUAAAAGGAGGAUUAUAUUGA
Grus americana (Whooping crane) is the source of this 5577-nucleotide messenger RNA. It is a transcript of the gene NRTN, whose product is annotated as neurturin. Gene Ontology annotation, molecular function: receptor tyrosine kinase binding; growth factor activity; glial cell-derived neurotrophic factor receptor binding. The record is from RefSeq and is a predicted model, not a curated record. The transcript is spliced from 3 exons. Bases 278 to 874 code for a protein of 198 amino acids. Lineage: Eukaryota; Metazoa; Chordata; Aves; Gruiformes; Gruidae.